CUAUUUUCGCUUUUUUUUUCUUUUUCUUUCUUUACACAACACAUCCAGUAAACAUAUAAUCAAAUCAAACAACGGCGAGCAAGCCGAGAAGUGCCCAAACAUCUGCCCAUUUCCACCGAGGCCCGCGACUCAUGGCAUUUUGAGACAAGGGUUUGCUUUCCAAAAGCUCUAGCUGACUUACAAGUAUAUAUUCAUUUUGUUUCUUGCUUUUGCAUUCUAUGCUUGCAGAGGCCAGAAAACCUACUACCCGUCUUUGUCUUGGAGGGGGACACCUUCUCACUAAAAACCGUCCGUUCAAGAGGGAUUAACUCAACACCGCGUUUCUCGGCCUGUUUCCGACGCCGCUAUCUGAGACAAGCGAGACCUAGGUCAUUUGCUGAUAAUUCCUUGCCUCACGCGGGACGCCGCCGCGGAACAAUCAAACAAGAAUAAAAUAAUAAUAAAUAAUAAACCAGACGACAAUAUUUCUUCAACAUUUUUCCCCCCCUAGACAACAAACAGGAUUUGAGGCUAGCAAUCUUGCCUCUCCCUCCCAGUGUUUUUCUUCUUAGGGGCGCCCUACUCAUCCACGCCCUUUCUUAUGCUGCAUUGCCACCACCUAACCCCUUUUCCUCCCAAACUUAUCCCAACCCAUACAAAAAAAAACACACCAAACCACACACAUGGGUGUUAUCAGCCAAGCCAUGGACUAUUAUAACCGCGAACGUCCGGGAGUGAUACGGCAGCCUGGGAGGAUGACGGCCAUCAAGACCAUGAAACGACCACGACAGAGCAAGUCGUCAGCAACCUACUCCGUCGACCCAGUGGAGCUGUCUCGCCGGCUUUCCCUGGUACUCGAGGAGCAACAGAGGGCUGCGGAACGCCGGAGGCGCGCAAGCCUGAAUCCAGAUUUUGCGUCCGCACACGUAUCGGGAUAUCAGCAACAAGAUGGCAUCGCAGCUUUCAGAGCAGCAGAUCCGUCCGUGAGCACAGGGCUUCGUCGUUCAGAAGCCAAAAUCGACACCCAGAAGAGGAAAUCGUCCCAACAGCCGUCUUCAGAAAACGCAGCAAAGGAGGAUGCCCAGACCCAGACCAGCCAUCCGUAUGUGCCUCGUGAGGCUGCUUUACAGUUUUCCGUCACAACAACAGCCAUCAGCAUGAGGGAGGGUACCGGAACUAGCGGUCUUGUCCGCAGACUAUCCAAGAGUGCGCUCAAGCUCCACCUCAGCAGAGAUGAGCAGCAGAAAGCUUCCAGCGGGCGAAAACCGGAAUCAAAUCAAGUUCAUGGGGGUCGCAUAGCGGAAGAUGAGGUAGAGGGUCAUCCAAAUGGCACGAGCGAUCAGCAAGAAGAAAACAAGCGCGGCAGCAAAGGUCUUUACCCGGAAAGGAAGUCGGAGGACCCUAAUGUCCGCGACUCGCAAGUCGCACCAGAUUCCCUAGACCACCACAGCAGCAACACGCCGCCACCACCAUUGGUCAAGCCACUGCAUAUCUCCAUCGCGAACAAGCACCGUGUAGAUUGGACGCAGAGUGACGAAGUCAAAAAGACCAGGCUAUCGCCCCUCUUGAAACGGCCCGUAUCCACCUGGACGUUGCGAGGGCGACUGGUUGGCAAGGAAAAGGGAUCGUUUUCAAACGAAGUUGGUCCAGAAUCACCCGAGCUGAAGUCGCCCAAGUAUGGAUUCUUUGCUAGAUUCAGGCGUUAGCUAUAACGAUUCUUUAGAUACAAGAUAGUCCCACGGAACUCACGUGGACAUACUCAUAUACAUAACUCAACCUCAGCUUCCCAAGGUAACCUCAUGAUGCACCACAAACUGGCGUCCAGAAAUUUCCCCGUAUGCUGUGCUGGACUUGAUAAUAAUCAAUCCUGGGCCAUAAGCGUGCAGCGAAGCGUGCUUAUGAGCUUCUGUUGUUGACCUGGUACGAGACUAGCCCAUUGGGCUCUUCCACCAUAAGAGCAGGUGGGAACUGCCAGCACCCCUCAUGUACAGAAGCGUUGAGACUGGAUACUCAGGAGACAAAUAAACACAGCGAUGCGAGUCAUGAGAAGGAUGCUUGAAGAUGUCACGCCCAAAUUCUGGCAUGGCUAUGCCAGCUCAACAUCAGUCUUCGUGUUCUUGCUGUUGAAGAGUCUCGAUGAGCU
This is a messenger RNA of Pyricularia oryzae 70-15, 2122 nucleotides long. RefSeq lists its product as uncharacterized. The transcript has a single exon. The record is from RefSeq and is a predicted model, not a curated record. Bases 663 to 1685 code for a protein of 340 amino acids. NCBI's taxonomy places the organism in Eukaryota, Fungi, Ascomycota, Sordariomycetes, Magnaporthales, Pyriculariaceae.